UUAAAAGUUGGGCGAAAUUUUUGUUUUAUUUUUAAACGGAACAGCUUAUUGUAAUUUUUUCGGUUUUAUCACAAUCCUAUACCUAAAAAGCCAUACUAAUGGCACCUCCUAUUAUCGAAGGAAUUGAUAAUGAAGUUCUUUUCGUGGUUAGCGUUCUGGCGACUCUUUUGACGAUGCUUUUAGUUCACUUGGUGUAUAAUUCAAAUGCAACGAAUCGCACCGCAACAGAACAUGUAUUUGAAUCAAACAUUUCGUCAGAUCCUAACCAAAGUGGUUCUUUUCACCCUACUGAUCGUGCCGAUGAGAACACAAGUCAGGAACAAGGAUCAGCACAAGAGGUUGACUCAGAGAAUAUUGGACUCAGUCAAACAACAACAACACCACUAUAUGAUGAUACUCAUGAUAGGUCAGCGUCACAACCAGAGAAUGACAGAGUGCGCCAGAGAGGACCGACUCAAAGCACAUCUGAUGCUGGUGGCCAACAAGGUCCCACUGAAGAACCUAUAUCAAUCCGUGUCAAAUUCAUGGAGAAUCAAAGGAAUUUAUCUGUAAAUAGAAGUAUAGCAGUUGGAGAAUUGAAAAGGUUAUGUUUUCAGAAUGAACUUAACAAUGGGAUGAGGGUGCGUCUCAUAUACAACGGAAAACUUCUUCAAGAUGACUCUGCUCCAGUCUCUUUUUAUGGAGUCGCCGAUCAGUCCGUGAUCCACGCCCAAAUAUCUGAUGCACAGAGGGUACCAGGGGAACAUUCGGGUAGACAAGAUGAGGAAGGGUUAAUAUUCUCAAUGGACCCUUCAAAGCUCUUCCUUCCUAUCUUGGCAAUUAUUCUUAUACUCUGCUGGUACGGAUUAUUUAAUUACAGGCAUCUGUUCAGUGCUGCAUCAGUAAUCAUUCUAAUUUUUAUGACACUUGCAUUUGGCUUUUUAGUGUACGUCGUAACGUCUUAAGCUUCAAAAGUUAUAAAAGCGUGAACACUUUAGGCGAUAACUCGUCACAGCAAUUCAGUUUGCUUCUAGUAUACGGGGAUAAUAUUUGUGAAGAUGAACAAAAAUGAUGAUAGUUGUAAUAAAGUUGAAU
Pocillopora verrucosa is the source of this 1074-nucleotide messenger RNA. RefSeq names its product transmembrane and ubiquitin-like domain-containing protein 1. The record is from RefSeq and is a predicted model, not a curated record. Gene Ontology annotation, molecular function: protein binding. NCBI's taxonomy places the organism in Eukaryota, Metazoa, Cnidaria, Anthozoa, Scleractinia, Pocilloporidae.